UUUUUUUUUGAGAAACUUUAUAAUUAAAGUAAAAGACUAGCAUAGUGCAGUUGACGUGGACAUCGUUUAAAAAAGAAAAAUAAAAUAAUUUCGUUAUCAUUUAUUAGUUAUUAUAAUCAUUCUAUUUCGUUUUUAUCGUUUUAUUAAAUAAAUAAAAAAAAAACUUUGUAUAUUUUUUACUUUUAAAAUACUUUUUCCUCUUUCCUUCCCCUCUUUUUUUUUUUUAUGUAUUUAAUUAUUUUUUCUUAUUCAUUUUCCUAUUCAUUUUCUAUAACAAUUCGUUCGAUUUAUCUAAUUUUUGGAUUGAUAUUGAAUCAUUUGAACAUGACGCGCCAUAAUACGUCACAUACAGAAAAGUAUAAUACUAGUAUGGGUAAUCACAGACAGGAGAAAGAUUUUAUCGAACGAAAUAAACAAACUGUUCAAUCUACAUCUAAAUCAACUUUUUCAAAAAGACCAAGAGAGGAUUCUCCUUCUUCUCAAAACAGUCGUCAAUCAUCUUCCACAAAAACUGAUAAAAAGAAAAACCAUGGUGUUCCUUCUUCAUCAACACAUUCUAAUUAUUCUCGUUCUUCUGAAAUCGCGUUACGUGAAGAAGUUAAGAAAUUGAAAAGGAUCUUAUUAGAACGUGAUGAUUGGUUAAGAGAAAAAGAAGCUGAACUAUUAGAUGCUGAAGAUAUUGUUGAUGCUCUACAAGAACGUGUUCGUGAUGUUGAAGCUCGUAACCGUGAAUUACAAAGAGAGAAUGAAAUCAUGAGAAAUUAUAUAGAAGAAGAAAAUGCAAAAAAAACAUCUCCUGCCAAUGAAUUCAAUAUAUAUAUUAGUUCUAUGAUGAACGAAAUUCGUGGUGAACCUGCUUCUUUGGAACGCGUACAAGAAGUUGAAGAUCAUUUGCAAAAAGAAAAUGAAUUCACGAAUUAUACAGAGGAAAGGAAUGGAAGAAAUUAGGAUUAUUCAAAUACCCUCUCUGGAAAAUUGAUGAUGGAGAUCUGAAUUUAUGAGUCGACGGGGUUUUUUUUUGGGAUGUUUUUUAUUUAUAUUGUUUUUUUUUUUUACUUGGGAGGAUUUUUUUUGGGGGUGUGUAAAAUACACUUGGAAUAUUUUGUAUAAUUAUUAUUAUUUACGG
Messenger RNA from Rhizophagus irregularis DAOM 181602=DAOM 197198, 1126 nucleotides. The record is from RefSeq and is a predicted model, not a curated record. NCBI's taxonomy places the organism in Eukaryota, Fungi, Glomeromycota, Glomeromycetes, Glomerales, Glomeraceae.